Messenger RNA from Enhydra lutris kenyoni (northern sea otter), 2566 nucleotides. Its product is annotated as casein kinase 1 gamma 2. The record is from RefSeq and is a predicted model, not a curated record. Gene Ontology annotation, biological process: peptidyl-serine phosphorylation; positive regulation of canonical Wnt signaling pathway; signal transduction. Gene Ontology annotation, cellular component: cytoplasm; nucleus; plasma membrane. The transcript is spliced from 12 exons. Gene Ontology annotation, molecular function: protein serine/threonine kinase activity; ATP binding. Lineage: Eukaryota; Metazoa; Chordata; Mammalia; Carnivora; Mustelidae. The coding region runs from base 448 to 1692 and encodes 414 amino acids.
CGGGGACGGCCCGCGCCAACAUGCGGAGGCCGGUGGCGGCGGUGGUGCGGGAGCGGGAGCGGGGGCCCGAGCGGGCGCUGGAACCGGAGCCGCAGCGCGAGCGGGGCCCGGAGCGGGGGUCCGCGCCGCGCUGCUGAGGGAGCCCGGGCCGCUGCCCGGCCGGCCGGGGGCCACGGCCACGGCGGAGUCCCCGAGCUGGGAGCUACGAGAUUUGAGGCGGCGGGACCUGUCAACAGAAUGUGUCCUCCCCCUGCAUGCGACCCUGAGGCCACCGAGAUGAGCACCACGGCCGGGCCCUGGCAAGCGGCCGCGUCUCACUAGCAGGGAGCCCGCCGGGCCGCCAUGGUGUACUAGCCCCGAAGAGCCGGCCGCAGCCUCAGGUCUGCCCGGACCCGGGAUUUGCACGGCAGCAGAGUCACCGUGGAGAGGCCAGGGUACCACAAACUUAUGGAUUUUGACAAGAAAGGAGGGAAAGGGGAGUCGGAGGAGGGUCGGAGAAUGUCCAAGGCCGGCGGCCGGACCAGCCAUGGCGUCCGGAGCUCGGGGACCAGCUCAGGGGUCCUGAUGGUGGGACCCAACUUCCGGGUCGGGAAGAAGAUAGGCUGUGGCAACUUCGGGGAGCUCCGGCUAGGGAAGAAUCUCUACACAAAUGAGUACGUGGCUAUUAAACUGGAGCCCAUCAAGUCGCGGGCGCCCCAGCUGCACCUGGAGUACCGCUUCUACAAGCAGCUCAACGCCGCAGAGGGCGUCCCUCAGGUCUACUACUUCGGUCCUUGUGGGAAGUACAAUGCCAUGGUGCUGGAGCUUCUCGGGCCGAGCCUGGAGGACCUGUUUGACCUGUGCGACCGCACGUUCACGCUCAAGACGGUGCUCAUGAUCGCCAUCCAGCUGAUCACGCGCAUGGAGUACGUGCACACGAAGAGCCUCAUCUACCGCGACGUGAAGCCCGAGAACUUCCUGGUGGGCCGGCCGGGCAGCAAGCGGCAGCACGCCAUCCACAUCAUCGACUUCGGCCUGGCCAAGGAGUACAUCGACCCCGAGACCAAGAAGCACAUCCCGUACCGGGAGCACAAGAGCCUCACGGGCACGGCGCGCUACAUGAGCAUCAACACGCACCUGGGCAAGGAGCAGAGCCGCCGCGACGACCUGGAGGCGCUGGGCCACAUGUUUAUGUACUUCCUGCGCGGCAGCCUGCCCUGGCAGGGGCUCAAGGCCGACACGCUCAAGGAGCGCUACCAGAAGAUCGGGGACACCAAGCGGGCCACGCCCAUCGAGGUGCUCUGCGAGAGCUUCCCAGAGGAGAUGGCCACGUACCUGCGCUACGUGCGGCGCCUGGACUUCUUCGAGAAGCCGGACUACGACUAUUUGCGCAAGCUCUUCACCGACCUCUUUGACCGCAGCGGGUUCGUGUUCGACUACGAGUACGACUGGGCGGGGAAGCCCCUGCCCACGCCCAUCGGCACGGUCCACUCCGACCUGCCAUCGCAGCCUCAGCCUCGGGACAAAGCCCCGCCACACAGCAAAAACCAGGCGGUGAACUCCACCAACGGGGAGCUGAACGCGGACGACCCCACGGCCGGGCACUCCAACGCCCCCAUCACAGCGCCCGCGGAGGUGGAGGUGGCCGACGACACCAAGUGCUGCUGCUUCUUCAAGAGGAGGAAGAGAAAAGCAGUGCAGCGUCACAAGUGACCCCGGGGCCGAGGCGCCCCGACCCCUCCUGCCACAGCCCCCCCGGGGCAGUCCGGCCCCGCCGCGCGGCGGCGUCCAGGACGCAGACUGCAGGGCUGGCCGCAGCUGCCCGCCUGGCCCUCGCGGGCUCACUUCCUUCACACGAGACUUUGGCCGAAGUUUCUACACCCGUGUCUAGUCCUUCCCUCUGAGAGCAGUGGCAGUGGAACAAGGAGAAGCGGCGGGGGCCGCCGCCCGCCGGAGUGAGUAGUCGGCCGCCCACGCCGCCGCCCUGUUAGUCGCAUAAAGUCCAGCUUGUCUCCCUCGAUCCAAAGGCCGUUUUCUCGAGGGGGCACCGUGGGCGUCGCUGCGGGGGGGUGAGCCCGCCCUGGGCUUCUCCGCGCCACAGGGGAAGGCGGGGUGGGGGGAGGCCCAGACCAAAUGCUGCCGCAGAUCCUGGACCGGCGGGCACAGCCCCGAGGGGUCUCCUGCCGCCGCUGCUCGUGGAGCCGAGUCCAGGGCCCAGAGCCCCAGGGGCGGCACCUGCUUGGCGCUCGGGCCGAGGUCUGUGCGCAGGUGUGCACGGGCUUUUCGCGGCCGUGCUCCACGCCCCGGCGGAGCAGCGGGAGACAAGCGCCUUAAAGUCCUGUCCCAGCCCCGCGGGCGCGCCCAGGCAGGGCAGCCCUGGCGGGAGCCAUUCCCCUGCCCCCCCCCACCCCCGGAGGGCCUGCGCGGGCUCCCGGGCUGGAGCAGCGGGGCCAGCCUGGCAGCGGGUGUGCGUCUAGGCCUUGCUUUACCGUGUACAGAAACGGCACUUCGGUUUCUCUGACGCUUCCUGGAAGCCAUAGAGUUUAGGGGCUUUUUUAAAAAAAAUAAAGGAAAAUGAAAGUCCUGA